Cutaneotrichosporon cavernicola is the source of this 1656-nucleotide messenger RNA. RefSeq lists its product as uncharacterized. The transcript is spliced from 11 exons. NCBI's taxonomy places the organism in Eukaryota, Fungi, Basidiomycota, Tremellomycetes, Trichosporonales, Trichosporonaceae. Gene Ontology annotation, molecular function: ATP hydrolysis activity; ATP-dependent protein folding chaperone; ATP binding. Gene Ontology annotation, biological process: protein folding. Gene Ontology annotation, cellular component: chaperonin-containing T-complex. The record is from RefSeq and is a predicted model, not a curated record. Bases 1 to 1656 code for a protein of 551 amino acids.
AUGUCGGUCGACCAGAUCAACCAGAUCAACCCCGGGCAGGCCGUCUACGCUCAGGACGAGAACGGCCGGCCGUUCAUCAUCGUCCGCGAGCAGGGCAAGAAGGUCCGCACGCAUGGUCUCGAGGCUAUCCGCAGCCACAUCCUUGCCGCGCGUUCAGUCACCAACAUUAUCAAGACGUCGCUCGGCCCGCGCGGCCUCGACAAGAUCCUCAUCUCGCCUGACGGCGAUAUCACCGUCACCAACGACGGCGCAACCAUCCUCUCCCAGAUGGAGGUUGAGCACCAGAUUGCAAAGCUCCUCGUCGAGGUGUCCAAGUCGCAGGACGACGAGAUUGGCGACGGCACCACUGGUGUUGUUGUACUUGCCGGCGCUCUCCUUUCUUCCGCUCUGUCGCUGCUCGACCGCGGUAUCCACCCCAUCCGUAUUGCGGACGGGUACGAGAAGGCGUGCGAGAUUGCCGUUGCCGAGCUUGACAGUGUCGCUGAGACUAUUGAGUUUAGCAAGGACGACACUAGCAACCUGCUCAAGACGGCCAAGACGUCGCUUGGGUCCAAGAUCGUUUCCAUUGCCCACGACAAGUUUGCUCAGAUCGCCGUUGACGCCGUCCUCUCGGUCGCCGACCUCAAGCGUCGUGACGUCGACUUUGAGCUCAUCAAGGUCGACGGCAAGGUCGGUGGCUCGCUCGACGACACUGCUCUCGUCCAUGGUGUUGUCAUCGACAAGGACAUGUCCCACCCUCAGAUGCCCACUGUCGUCCGCGACGCCAAGCUCGCCAUUCUCACAUGCCCGUUCGAGCCUCCCCGCCCCAAGACCAAGCACAAGCUCGACAUUGAGAGCGUUGAGGAGUACAAGAAGCUGCGCGAGUACGAGAAGGAGAAGUUCAUGGACAUGAUCAGGCGAGUCAAGGACACCGGCGCGAACCUCGUCAUCUGCCAGUGGGGUUUCGAUGACGAGGCCAACCACCUGCUCAUGCAGAACGAGCUCCCGGCCGUCCGCUGGGUUGGUGGCCCGGAGAUUGAAUUGAUCGCUAUUGCCACCAACGGCCGAAUUGUUCCUCGCUUCGAGGACCUCAGCGCUGACAAGCUUGGCCACGCUGGUCUCGUCCGCGAGCUCUCGUUCGGCACCACCAAGGAGAAGAUGCUCGUUAUUGAGGAGUGUGCCAACUCGCGUGCCGUCACCGUUUUCGUCCGCGGAAGCAACAAGAUGAUCAUCGACGAGGCCAAGCGCGCCCUCCACGACGCCAUUUGCGUCGUCCGCAACCUUGUCCGGGAUAACCGUGUCGUGUACGGCGGAGGUGCUGCUGAGAUUUGUGCCUCGAUUGCCGUGUCCAAAAAGGCCGACGAGAUCCCUACGAUUGAGCAGUACGCUAUGCGGGCAUUUGCUCAAGCCCUCGACGCCGUGCCUCUGGCGCUCGCUGAGAAUUCCGGUCUUUCCCCGAUCGACACCCUUGCCGACGUCAAGUCGAGGCAAGUUACGGAGAGCAACCCGCGCCUUGGUAUCGACUGUAUGGGCAAGGGCGAGAGCGACAUGAAGAAGCAGUUUGUGUACGACCCUCUCAUUUCGAAGCGCCAGCAGCUCCUUCUGGCUACGCAGGUUGUGCGUAUGAUUCUGCGCGUCGACGAUGUCAUCACGUCGGUGGACGAUGUCACUGGAUAG